GGGCCAGGCCGGGGCGGAGCGGGAGCGCGGCGCGACCCCGUCAUGUCCAAGCACGUGUUUCUGACGGGACCCCCAGGGGUUGGAAAGACUACUUUGAUCCAGAAAGUCACUCAAGCUCUAAAAUCCUCAGGUGUUUCCAUCGAUGGAUUUUACACACAGGAAGUUAGAGAAGGUGGCAGGAGAACGGGAUUUGAUGUUGUCACUCUGUCUGGAAACCGAGGACCUUUAUCUAGAGUCAGUCCCAGUUCUGAUUCUUCUGCUUCAAGACGUGAAUACCGGGUUGGACAAUAUGUUGUAGACCUUGUUUCAUUUGAGCAGUUGGUUCUACCUUUGCUGAGAAAUGUAAAUCAUGGAGGUGACACAGAGAAAACAAUUUGUGUCAUAGAUGAGAUUGGUAAAAUGGAACUCUUCAGCCAGGCUUUUAUUCAAGCUGUUCGUCAAACGCUGGCUGGCUCGGGCAUUGUGGUACUUGGAACUAUUCCAAUACCUAAGGGAAAGCCACUGGAUCUUGUUGAAGAAAUAAGAAGUAGGAAAGAUGUUAAAGUGUUCAAUGUUAGUAAAGAAAACAGAAACAGCAUUUUGCAAGACAUCUUGGCAGCUGUGGAAUCCUGCAGAAAAUGAAGACGUUUUCGGUCCUGUAAACACUAAUGCUUUCAUUUCAACAAAACAUUACAACAUUUUGUGGAUGGUUUAGAGUCUGUCCUUCCUGCUUUAGUCUCCUGUAGGCUUUACUGGAGCCUUCAGGGUAAGCAGGGUAAAGCUGGUAAUACUCUAAAAUGGGAUUGCAGGAUUGUAAUUUAUUCAGAUCACUGAAUUAAAAAAAUUGAACAGAUGUGUAUCUAACAUCCAUUUCUAAUCUGGAUGUUUGGAAGUUAGGUGGUCAACUCUGAUCUGAGUUACCUCAUGUGAAAACAAUUAACUGUACAAUCUGUUUGACAUCUUAGUCUUUCUGAGUGUGUUUGACUGUUCUGCCUACAGAUCAAUUCAAUAUCUGCAACAUAGCCCUGGUGCAACAGAACAGAACCCUGUCCAAAAUGUGUAUGAGUCCUGCCUGGUUUAUGUGGGAAUAUUUAGCUGUUGGGGACCCAGCUUAGGUAUGUUCAAGUGUGUUUUAGUGUGGGUACUGACAAAUCAGCAGGUAGAGGGGAAUAAGCAGAUAUGCUCUCUCCUCCUAUUCCCCAGGCACCCCUGUCUGCAGUUGCAGUGUAAGAAGGGUUAUCCAGAGUUACAAGGAAACUUCCCAUAGUCACAAGUGACAUGUACAGAAUUCCAUUUUGGGAGGAAAAAUAGCCAAAUCUACGCUCUCUUACAUGGCCCAGACACUAAUUGAUAAGAAGACUGCAUUUUGAAUUAAUUUUCAAUUUUUCUGGUGGCAGUCCUGUCCCACACCUCCUUACAAAUAAUAUAUAUAAAAAUCUUCAAGUCCAUGAAGUUCAUCACGUCUUGUUUUUUUCAUGCUGAGUUUAAGCCAUGAUUGACUAAAUACUGCAUUUGUCUGUAUUAAUUUUACAAUCUGUUAUGUUUGUUGAUACUUUUGUUUGUUUGGGUUUUUUUCCUUAUUCAAUUCUAUACAUGCUUAAUGGUGAAAGAGGUGUUUGAGAAAAUUAGACAAUGUGUUCCCCUGUGAGGAAUGUAAAUGUGUUCAGCAAAAGUGCUGCCAGUUAAUCAGUUUUGCAUGUUGUGAAAACAGAAUUCCCUCCCAGGUGCACACUGUUGUUCAUUGUAAAAUUUAUGGUCAUCUCUGUCUGAAGAAAGUUGUUAAAAAUUCAGUUGUUUCUUGACUUUUUUUUUUGUUCAGUUCAAUGACUGUUAAAAUGAGCAAACUAUUUAAAGGCAUCUUGAAGUA
Messenger RNA from Sturnus vulgaris (Common starling), 1846 nucleotides. RefSeq names its product nucleoside-triphosphatase, cancer-related (gene NTPCR). Lineage: Eukaryota; Metazoa; Chordata; Aves; Passeriformes; Sturnidae. The record is from RefSeq and is a predicted model, not a curated record. Gene Ontology annotation, molecular function: ATP hydrolysis activity.